UUUUCGGACAUUAAUCCAGCAGGACACAUUCCGGCUGACCCUGCCUCCCAAGCGUGCUUUGACACAAUCAGAGAAUGGAUUAGGAAGUGCGAUGCUCUGCACCCACAAUGCUCUCCCAAGACAGAUAUGUCAACGACGCCAACAAGGCUUAUCUCGGUCGGUUCGUCCUCAGAUGACAUCAAGCUGUGCAGCUCGAGUGAGAUGCCAGCUGACGCCCGCUAUGUUGCCUUGAGCCACACAUGGGGGGUAAAAGAAGAACGCGUGAAAGCCAUGCCCCUGCUCUUGACAAAGAAUUUGUCUGCUCGGCUGCUCGGUAUAUCAUCGCAUGAGCUCACGCAGACGUUCCAGGACGCUAUUACGAUUACCAGGAAUAUCGGCAUCGCAUAUGUCUGGAUUGACUCAUUAUGCAUUGUCCAAGAUGACCAUGAGGAUUGGGCUAAAGAAGCCUCCCGUAUGGCAGCGGUGUACAAGUACGCAUACUUGGUCAUCGCCGCGACAAGCUCGAAGAAUGGUGACGAUGGCUGUCUUCGUCCCAGAGUCCCGAGCCACAACUUAUCAGACCCGGUCAAUGGUAGCUUCCACGUACAACGACAGAUAUCCCACCGCACGAUCAUUGAGUGGCAAGCAGAGAGUAUCGAUAUGCCUCUUCUGGAUCGAGCGUGGUGUUUUCAAGAGCGGCUACUUGCUUCCCGAAUUCUUCACUAUACUGAACGCGAGAUGAUGUGGGAAUGUCAAGACAAACUCUGGUGUGAAUGUCAAACCAUUCAAUUCGAUGAUCCAUCGGCAAGGUCCAAUUUCGACAACCCAUUGACAACGAAACCGGACACGUUUAAGCUUUGUUAUGCCGCCGCGGUGGCAUCAACGGACCCUGAAAUACGUGCCAAUUCAUGGGACAAGGUCGUUAGAGAGUACUCCCAGCGGGCAUUAACGUUCGGAACCGAUCGACUUCCCGGUAUCUCUGGCAUUGCUAGAGAGCUUGCGCUACCAUCAAUGGGUAGAUAUCUGGCCGGGUUAUGGGAGUAUCAACUUCCGCAAGCGCUCUUAUGGACGUCCGUAGGUGGAGUCGUCGACCGUCCCUGGGUACUUCCAAGACCUUUGCGAUAUGCGGCGCCCACGUGGUCUUGGGCAUCGACA
Messenger RNA from Alternaria rosae, 1134 nucleotides. RefSeq names its product heterokaryon incompatibility protein-domain-containing protein. The annotation marks the transcript as partial. The record is from RefSeq and is a predicted model, not a curated record. The transcript has a single exon. NCBI's taxonomy places the organism in Eukaryota, Fungi, Ascomycota, Dothideomycetes, Pleosporales, Pleosporaceae.